Molecule: messenger RNA, 1495 nt
Organism: Cinclus cinclus
Lineage: Eukaryota; Metazoa; Chordata; Aves; Passeriformes; Cinclidae
Gene: EMX2
Product: empty spiracles homeobox 2
Exons: 3
Coding region: 285-1028 (247 amino acids)
Biological process (GO): central nervous system development; brain development; regulation of DNA-templated transcription
Molecular function (GO): DNA-binding transcription factor activity, RNA polymerase II-specific; DNA binding
Source: RefSeq, a predicted model, not a curated record
GCGACCGCCUUUUCCUUGCAGGAGGGAAACUUCUCCCAGCAACUUUUUUUUUUUUUUUUGUGUGUGUGUGUGUGUGUGAGUGUGUGCGUGGUGCGUGUGUGUGUGUGUGUCUCCCUUUUGGGUACCGCUGGCUGCCGCUGCCUCCUUUUCCUCCAGCCCCUGUCUAUUUAUGUGUGUAUCUAUCCCUCCUCAAGUCACUCCCUGCUGCAAACUUCCCCGGAUCGUCUCCCGCGCACCAGAGAGAGACGGGCAGAGAUUGGGUCGGGGACUCUCGUCGCAGCAGCAUGUUUCAGCCCACACCCAAGCGGUGUUUCACCAUCGAGUCGCUGGUGGCCAAAGACAGCCCCUUGCCCGCGUCUCGCUCCGAGGAUCCUAUCCGGCCGGCGGCGCUCAGCUAUGCCAAUUCCAGCCCGAUGAACCCUUUUCUCAACGGCUUCCACUCCACUGGCAGGGGGGUCUACUCCAACCCGGACUUGGUCUUUGCAGAGGCCGUCUCCCACCCGCCGAACCCGGCCGUGCCGGUCCAUCCCGUGCCCCCUCCUCACGCCUUGGCCGCCCACCCGCUGCCUGCUUCGCACUCCACGCACCCGCUCUUCGCCUCGCAGCAAAGGGACCCCUCCACCUUCUACCCGUGGCUAAUACACCGCUACCGGUAUCUGGGCCACAGGUUCCAAGGGAAUGAAACCAGUCCGGAGAGCUUCCUAUUGCACAAUGCACUGGCCAGGAAACCCAAAAGGAUCCGUACAGCUUUCUCCCCAUCUCAAUUACUGAGACUGGAACAUGCCUUUGAGAAGAACCAUUAUGUAGUAGGAGCGGAGAGAAAACAGCUGGCACACAGCCUCAGCCUCACGGAAACUCAGGUAAAAGUAUGGUUUCAGAACAGACGGACAAAGUUCAAGCGGCAAAAGUUGGAAGAGGAAGGUUCAGACUCACAACAGAAGAAAAAAGGGACUCAUCACAUUAACCGGUGGAGAAUCGCCACCAAACAAGCCAGUCCAGAGGAAAUCGACGUCACGUCGGACGAUUAAAAACUGGCACUUUUGGACUUUUCAAAGCCAGCACCUCACCAACCGAAAGUGUUAAAGGCUCACCCCCCCACCCCCGCGGAGUGGCGGUGCGGGGAAGGACACGGAGAUCUUCAUCCAAACACGAUUCCCGCCUGGGAGGGAGCUGGGAGCGAGCGAGGGCCAGCCAGCGAGGGGUCCGAACUGUGGCACUGCCGGCACCGCUCUGGCACAGGGGAUCUGUCAAUCAAAGCCAAAACACCGGGAUGAGGUGAUUGACAGGUAUUCCGUUUAUCGCAGUCCACUUUUAAAAGCAUAACGUAAAAAAAAAAAAAGUUAAAAAAUAUAUAGAAAAAAAUCUUAAAAAGAAAAAAAAAUAUAGAAGCAAAAAAAGCCCCCAACCAAACCAGAAAAAUUAACACCUUACGGGACAUUUUGCACUUCACGGUUUUUUUCCGUCUUUGAAAGAGAAAUUUCAAUAAGCAGCCAAA